Arachis ipaensis is the source of this 803-nucleotide messenger RNA. RefSeq lists its product as uncharacterized. The record is from RefSeq and is a predicted model, not a curated record. Lineage: Eukaryota; Viridiplantae; Streptophyta; Magnoliopsida; Fabales; Fabaceae.
AGGUCCAUCAUAAAAAUCUAAAUUCCAAAUAUCCCAUGACCACAUUAUACUUCUAGAACAACGAGAGUAAUUAAGCUGUACCGCCUAAGCUAUACCGCCUAUACGCAUACACACAAAUGACAAGAGUAUUUAGUGUACUCUCUUUAUUAGUGUACUUUCUGUUAUUCAUCACCUCCUAUUCUAUCUUCUCUUUUCUUCUUUUAUGUUCUUUUCUUCUCUAUUCCUAACAAAAUAAGAACAGUAGUUAUGGCUUCGAUUUCACAGGGUAUUAUAGUCACAGCAGUCAUACUUGUUUCAAGCACAGUUCUUUAUUUUGCUUAUAGUUACAAUAAUAAAUGUUCUCCAUCAUCGUUCCAAAUUCCACGUGAUCAUAGUUCAAAUAACCCCACCAAACAAUUUCUACGCUCUUGCUUAUACUCAGGGGAGAAAAAAAAGAAUAAGAAGAAGAGGGUGAAAUUUGCAGAGAAUGUGAUGGUGAAAGAAAUAAGUGAAGAAAAUAAAGAAGAAGAACAAAAGAAGAAGCAAAACAGCAGAAUAAGAAAUUGCAUAAACGAAACAAAGGAGAUGCCAGCGAACAGAAUCGCUCUGUAUAACGGGAUUAUGAGAGAUCGAGGCAAUAGAAUUGCUCGUUGUCACUGAUUCUUAUACAAUUUUCCUUUAGAUUUUCGUUGUUUGAUGAUAUUUUAAUGUUAAAAGGUUUAGUUGGUUAGAUCAAAGAUAUAGUUGUAGAAGGUAGAACCUUGCAUGCAGUUAUCUCUUGAGUAUCAUUAGACAUUAGAUAAUAAUUUAGUAUUAUUUAACUA